Messenger RNA from Rotaria sp. Silwood2, 2718 nucleotides. Lineage: Eukaryota; Metazoa; Rotifera; Eurotatoria; Philodinida; Philodinidae. The record is from the annotation of a GenBank genome assembly.
AUGAGAGUAAUAUUUCGACCAGAGCAACCUUCUCCAUCAUCAGUUACGCGUCAAUCAAAUUCUUCCAUAUCCGAACUCAAUCGAUCACGUGCAAAGACCAUUUCAACAACUAGUACUACACCAGAAGGUGAAGGUCCAUCAGUACAAUCAACUGGUUUUAAUCUCUUGCAAUCAAUCAAAGAUUUAACACAUCAAGAAUUAAAUCGUGCUAAUCCAUUAGGUCUUCUCGGUAAAGAAGUUAUAUUAGCAACAGGAACAACACAUUGUCCUGAACCAAUACCACCUAAAGAAAUCGAUGAAAUAUUACUAACUAAUAUUAAAACAUCACCAUCAUCAUCAUCAUCGAUGUCACCAAUUGAUGAUAAUGAACCUCAACAAUUACAUUUUCCAUUAAAUGAAGAAGAAAAAAUUCGAAUGCAACGACGUCGUUCAACAUUAGCCAAUACAACUGAUAUUCCACUUCCACCAUGUCCAGCUGAAUUUAUUUCAACAAAUAAUGAUCAAGAUUUACAACCUCAUCUUUUUUCUCAACCAUCACCAGGUACCAUGGUUGCAGAUUUUAUACCUGAUACAAUGACAAUCAAUGUUUUUGAAGUAUUUAUUUAUGCUUGGGGUGUAUUUGCAUUCUUUUUUGAUAUGGUUACUGACAUUGUUUUGGCACAUGCGUAUUAUUUAGAAGGUGCCUAUUGGUUAUUUAUAUUAACAUUAAUGUGUGUUAUUUUACCAAAUUUAACAUUAUCGGUAUUUUCACUUGUUUGGUAUAUUGACAGUAGUCAAUUAAAAGCAGCUGCUAAUGAUCAAAGUAAAACAGAAUAUGAAACAUCACAUCAAACUUCAUAUUGUCAAACAGAUGAUCUAAUGGAAAAAGAUAAUGUUGAAGAUCAAGUUGAUGCUCAUAUAUCACGAAUAAGACAUCAACCACAAAUACCUGAAGAAAAACCAAAAAAAAAAACUUUUCAUUUAUCAUCAACAACUGCUGAUGUUUUUACAUGGAUUAUUCGAAUUGUUAUACUUGUACUUCAACUUGAUUUAUGUCUUAAAUAUAUUCGUGGUUUAUAUUAUACAUGGAAAGGUUUUCAAAAACGUCAUAGUCCAAAAUGGAAACGUUUUUAUUUAACAAAACAAAUUUUAAUUGAUGCUGAUAUUGCAUUAUUACGUGUAUUUGAUUGUUUUAUGGAUUCUGGUUCUCAGGUUGUAUUACAAUUGUAUAUUAUGUUACGACUUGGUUCAAUGUCAAUGAAAUUCGAUACUCUAUUUGCAAAGCAAUGUUUAUCAAUUAUUUCAUCACUUGGUUCAUUAGCAUAUGCAUUAAGUGGUUAUUCAAGAUGUUGGAGACAUAUGCAAUUAACACACUCACCACAUGGUUGGCCAAAAGGUAAACCUCCUCCACAAUUAGUUUCUUGGUGGAGUACAAUUAUUCAAUGGUUUUGGUAUCUAUUUUUAAUUACACCACGAGUUCUAGCACUUGCAAUGUUUGCUGCAACAUUUCGUUCAUGGUUUUGGAUUAUUCUUGUUGCACAUUGGUUUGGAAUGCUUUUCUGGAUUCUUCGUUUUCGUACAAUUUUUUGUAUUAGUGAUCAAACAAAAUAUAAUCCACGAGAAGCAAUUUUUGAAAAAUGUUACAAUCUUGUUUGUUCAUACAUAUUUAUAUUUUGCUAUAUGAAUUUACGUAAAGGUGAUACUCGUUUACAUUAUAUUGGUUUUUAUACAAUCUAUUAUAUUGAAAACAUUUCAUUUUCAAUUAUUUAUGCAAUUCAUUCUGCUGAAACAAAUUCUAUAUUGAAAUAUUCUCUUGUUACAUUUGUUUGUAUUGGUUUUUGGUUUGCAGUUUUGUUUCAAUUUAUUUAUUAUCGUUUUCUACAUCCAAGUGAUCAUGUUCGUAUUAAUACGAAGCAUAAUGUUGCAUCAAUAGCACGUAUACGACCUUUACCACGUUUUAAUCGUAUGAAAAAAUCGAAAUCAUGUGAAGAAAUGAUUGAUCAUAAUGAUUUACAAAAUCAAAACGAAAAUAAUGAUCUUAGUGAAACAAUUUCAUUACAAUUUAAUUCAAAUUCAAUUAAUGAACGAUGGCAUAAUCGUUUUUCAAAAGAAAACCGACAAAAACUUAUUUCACAACAACAAGCCAUUGAUCAAAAAGUUAAAUUAACGAGAGCACAAAAACAAUUGGAAGAAUCAACUAAACGUCAGCAACAUCCAUCACGUGGUAUUCUAACAAAACUAUCUACAAAUUUUAAACGACCAACUACAAUCUCAGCAUCUGCAUCAACAGAAAAUAAAGAUAAUAGCAAUAUAGCUAAUACUACUAGUAUUACUACUACUGACAAUCAUUCAUCUAAUGCUGACAAUCGUAGUUUUCGACGACAACCAUUUUUUAAUGUAACACGUGUUUCAUUAACACGAUCACCACAUCAAGAAUCAUAUGCUAAAAUGCAACAAGAAGAUGAAGAAGAUUGUGAUAAACCGUCUAUUUCAUAUAUAUCAGAUAAACGAGCUCCUCAACAUCAACAACAAUUAAAAAUGUAUAAUAUUGAUGAAGAUGUACAUAUAUCAGAUGAUAAUUAUAAUAAUUCUUCACAUAUCAGUUCUAGUAAUAAUGACGAUGAAAAAGAAAUGAUUUUAACUGCAGCAAAACUCACUCCACUGAUAAUAUCUUCUCCUACAGCUGAUAAUAAAUCAUAUAUAUCAUCAACACCAAUAACACAUAUUUCUCGAUGUUAA